Messenger RNA from Polyodon spathula (Mississippi paddlefish), 2434 nucleotides. RefSeq names its product vasoactive intestinal polypeptide receptor 2-like. Gene Ontology annotation, cellular component: plasma membrane. Gene Ontology annotation, biological process: adenylate cyclase-modulating G protein-coupled receptor signaling pathway; cell surface receptor signaling pathway. The transcript has 13 exons. The record is from RefSeq and is a predicted model, not a curated record. The coding region runs from base 307 to 1623 and encodes 438 amino acids. Lineage: Eukaryota; Metazoa; Chordata; Actinopteri; Acipenseriformes; Polyodontidae. Gene Ontology annotation, molecular function: peptide hormone binding; G protein-coupled peptide receptor activity; vasoactive intestinal polypeptide receptor activity.
UUGACCGCAGACAGCCCACAUCAGACUGCACAAGUGACAGGAGCAAAAGAGGAGUUUGUCUAGCAGUUGAGCGCCUUACAACUUCUGACCGGGCGUCGGUAGUUUGAUUGCAAUUUGAGCUGUUACGCGUUUUCGUUUUGUCUUAUGUGUAAAUCCUUUCCACUUUACAUAAAUACUUUUUUUUUUUUUUAAUCGUGCCCAAGUGAAGCAACUUGGCUUAAAUUUGAUAUUAUUUGAGACAACAAUUGGAGCGGAUGGUUUUUGAACGGAGUACUCGCAUUCUAGAGGGCUGACACAGAUGUCAGGAUGAGGAAUAUACUGAUUAUCGUUGUUUUAAAAUUCGGGUGCCUGGCUUUUGUGAAUGGCAUCCACCCAGAGUGUCAGUUUUAUUUGGAGAUUCGUCGAGAAGAGAAUGAAUGCCGUGAAAAUCUCAAAAGUCUCGAGCUACCAGACUCUAAAGGGUGUGAGGGAACAUGGGAUAACCUGACCUGCUGGAAGCCAGCUAAGAUUGGGGACACCGUCACUCUUUCUUGUCCAAAAGUGUUCAGUCACUUUUUCAGUAAAAAAGGAAAUAUAAGCAAAAACUGCACAGCAAAUGGAUGGUCAGAGAUUUUUCCAGAUAUAUCCAGUGCUUGUGGAUUGAAGGAUAAUGUUGAGCCAGAUGACAAGUUGACAUUUUACAAGGUGGUGAAGGCUCUUUACACGCUAGGAUACAGCACAUCUCUAAUUGCCCUCACCACAGGGAGUGCAGUCCUUUGUGUUUUCAAAAAGCUUCACUGCACACGAAAUUACAUCCACCUGAACCUGUUCUUCUCUUUCAUUUUGAAAGCAGUCUCUGUUUUAGUAAAGGAUAAGAUUCUUUAUUCAGACACCAAUUCCAUUCAGUGUACAGAGGAGAAUCCUUCACUGAUUGGCUGCAAGGCAAUCUUGGUGAUUUUCCAGUACUGCGUUAUGGCAAACUUUUUCUGGCUCUUAGUUGAAGGCCUGUACCUUCACACUCUCCUUGUUGUUAUAUUCUCUGAAAAUAGACACUUUAUAGUGUAUCUCCUGAUCGGGUGGGGAAUCCCAACAGUGUUUGUUAUUACAUGGACUUUGACAAGGAUAUACUUGGAGGACACUGGUUGCUGGGAUACAAGUGAUAAGUGGUGGGUUCCGUGGUGGGUUAUCAGAGGACCAAUUCUAGUUUCCAUUGUAGUAAAUUUCAUCCUAUUUAUUAGUAUAAUCAGAAUCCUGGUUCAGAAGUUAAGGUCACCAGAUGUUGGAGGCAAUGAUCAGUCUCAGUACAAGAGACUGGCGAAAUCCACACUGCUGCUUAUCCCACUGUUUGGAGUUCACUACAUCGUGUUUAUUUCACAGCCCGAUGCCAGCGAAUAUCAGAUCGUCUUUGAAUUAGCCAUUGGGUCUUUCCAGGGGCUGGUUGUUGCUAUUCUCUACUGCUUUUUGAACAGUGAGGUACAAAGUGAGGUGAAAAGGAAAUGGCGCUUGUGUUUGCACCUGUAUGUGAGCCGAGAUUACAGGCUGCACAACUCGUCCAUUGCCAGAAACGGCUCUGGCAGUGUGUCUGAUUUCCACCGCAACUCCAGGACUCAGUCCUUCCAGCAGACAGAAACUUCAGUUAUAUAACCCAAGCGUCCUGAACCCCCGCCAUUGCAGUUGUGUAUGAGAGCAUUGUUGUGUCGGUCUUCGUUUUACAUUGAGGACCGUUAUUUGCAGAAAUAUAAAUGUGAACAUAACUGUGUAUAUGGCACCAAAUUUAAUGAUUAAAAGGUUGUAUUGCAAAAAUAAUACCAAAAGAUGUAUAUGUUUAAAAUUGUUACGUGUAUUUACAAUUUUAAUAAAAAUACAAUAAUUUAGCAACUAACCCUAAACAAUAUCUUUAUAAACCUUACUUGAUAUUAAGACCCGGGUGUAAUUUGCUCCAUUGAAGUUAGAAAAUUAAAAACAUUGUUCCUUAAGACAUAAGACAUGCAGUACAGGGCUUGAUUCUCAGGGGUAGAUGUACUAAGAUGGGCCAGUCGCAAUGCAAAACUACUGCAAUUAGAAUUUUUGUUGCGACAAUUUGCCAAGUAUACAUUUUGUCGUAUGUACUGAGAGAAAGUAUGUUAAUGAAGAGAGCCACAGUAUACUCAUUUAAAUAUUUGUUGCAUCAUCUUAGAGAGAGCUCUAGCAUUGCAAGAGUUGUGUCGUUUUUUCAAAUAAAUAAUAAAAGGCAGUUUAAUCCCAUCAGAUUAUAUACCUUCACCCCCAAAUAAAAAACAGGUUUCUAUCAAAAAGAUUUUCAUGUUUGUUCGACAUGAGAAGGUGUCAGGAUUUUUAAAAAAUACAGUAAAAUUGCACACACAAACAUCUGUAAUGCUCAAUGCAUUUCAAAUGUAUAAAUCAUUGUGUUGAAAUUACACUCUCAGGUGUUUUGGGUAGGCUACACGUUACAUUA